CUUAAAAAUCGAACAUUCCUGCUUGACAAUGCUUGUAAUUGUAGUUUUUGUUAAAGUUUUGUAAAAAAUUGUUGUGCAAAUAAAUGAAGGCGGCCAGAAAAUAUUAUCAAGAAUUAUCCACAAAACUUGAAAGCGUGAAUAGCGAAGCGAAGAUGCAUAAAAUACGUUUAACAUUUAAGAGAAGAUAAGUUCGUUCAAAAGUUCUGAAGGGUUACUACCAAGUACAGCAGCCAGCCGACUGAAGAAUUUCCGCAAUUAUACGCAUUGGACAACUCUUGACACCUUGAUUCAUUAUUAGUGAUACAAGAAAAAAAACGACACCAAUUGUAAAAAGCUGGAAAAAGUUAACGUACUAGCUUCAGAAUAAUAUUUUACAAUCUCGAGUUGGACACAGUUAAUUAAUCAAGGCAAGAAGCAAUUAGACACAAAUCAAAAUGGUUGACCCAUUCCUAGCGAUGAACUAUAAUGUAUUAGAGGUGAUCUUCUCUUAUUUGGAUUUGCGUGAUUUGCGGAAUUGCGCGCUGGUAUGCUGGAACUGGUAUCACUUCUUAAACGAUGAAAGCUCAGACGUGUGGCGAAUGCAUUGUUUGCGAAAACUACCCCAAGAAGCACUUAAGUCAGACUUAUUGGCAUCGGUAACGACUUACAAAAAAAGAUUACGCGCCUAUUAUCACGCUUGGAACCCAAAUGAUUGCUCGCGUAAUGUUUAUAUUAAGCCGAAUGGUUUUACAUUGCAUCGCAAUCCCGUCGCACAAAGCACAGAUGCAGCGCGUGGAAAAAUAGGUUUUCGACAAGGGCGUCAUUCGUGGGAGGUGAUUUGGGAAGGACCGCUUGGCACAGUUGCGGUAAUUGGUAUAUCAACAAAGGAAGCAGCGUUACAGUGUCAUGGUUAUGUGGCCUUAUUGGGUUCUGACGAUCAGAGUUGGGGAUGGAAUUUGGUGGAAAAUAUGUUACUGCAUAAUGGUGACGCGCAGGGAAGCUAUCCGUUGCUAAAUAACCCACCCAAAUAUCAGGUGGGUGAACGGAUACGAGUCAUACUGGAUUGUGACGACAAUACCUUAUCAUUCGAAAAGAACAGUGAAUUUUUAGGUAUAGCGUUUAAGGGUCUGCCAGAUAAGAAGCUUUACCCAACAGUGUCUGCGGUGUAUGGCAAUACAGAGGUAUCGAUGGUGUAUUUAGGACCGCCUUUAGAUGGUUAAAAUAGACAUAUGAGUGUAUGAGAGUGGCUAAAUACACUGGUUUACAGCAAAAAUGUUCUAUGGCUGCCACUAUCCAAUUCCUAUGUAGAAUUGCUCAGUGGUUCCGAAG
Messenger RNA from Rhagoletis pomonella (apple maggot), 1308 nucleotides. It is a transcript of the gene Fsn, whose product is annotated as F-box/SPRY domain-containing protein 1. Gene Ontology annotation, molecular function: protein binding. The record is from RefSeq and is a predicted model, not a curated record. The coding region runs from base 435 to 1199 and encodes 254 amino acids. NCBI's taxonomy places the organism in Eukaryota, Metazoa, Arthropoda, Insecta, Diptera, Tephritidae. Gene Ontology annotation, cellular component: SCF ubiquitin ligase complex; synapse. The transcript has 4 exons. Gene Ontology annotation, biological process: proteasome-mediated ubiquitin-dependent protein catabolic process; synapse assembly involved in innervation.